AUGAUUUCACCAAGCCAGGAAACCCAGAAUGUGCGCGAAUACUGGGGUUACAAGUUCGAAUGGAGCGAUCUUCAUCGAUCUGCGGAGCAGCUACACUCGCUGUUGCUCACUUAUGACAGUCUCGCAGAUGACUGUCUUCAACGGCUAAAUGGAAUUUCACAAAUACCUCAUCGAGACACUACUGAGACUGAAGGUUCGACGUCCAAGCCAGCAAAGAGAGACCUAUACGUUUUGCUUGAAGAGCAUCACGACGAUGAUCUCAAGAUCAAAGAGUUUUGGAAUGAGAUUAACACCAUUCCUGACUGGGCUGAAUGGGAACAAAUUCGACGAGGACAAGAAGUAUUCUACCGUUAUGGAAUGGCUGUGAUCAACGUGGUAAGUUUGGACCAUUUUUUGGGAUCCGGACGCGUCGUUGAAACUUUAGCAAGGACCGGAGGAUUCGCCGCAGAUGUCGCACGACACAGGAUGCUGGAAACCCUUCAACACGUUCUCCAGGUCACCGGGUCCGUUGAUGCCAUGAGACCAGGAGGAGCUGGUCACGCGUCAUCGGUUCGAGUGCGGUUGCUUCACGCCGCUGUACGUUCAAGGAUAUUGGACCUGGUCAAGAACAAGCCCGAAUAUUACGAUGUCGACAAGUACGGGAUUCCAAUCAAUGACCUCGAUUGCAUAGCCACUAUCAAUACCUUUUCGACAAGCGUAGUCUGGAUUGGGUUGCCUCGGCAGGGUAUCUUGCUGCGAGAGCGAGAGAUUGAUGACUAUCUUGCCCUGUGGCGGCUGAUGGCGUACUAUAUGGGCGCGCCGCAUGAGUUUCUCGAGACGAGGGCUAAGGCUAAGGCCAUGAUGGAGUCCCUCCUCGCGUCGGAAAUACAUCCCACCGAGACGAGCAAGAUUCUGGCGCAGAAUAUCAUCCUGAGUCUUGAAAACACACCCCCAACCUACGCAUCCAAGGAGUUUAUGGAGGCCAUGGCUCGGCAUCUCAACGGCAAGCAGCUGUCUGACAAGCUCGGCCUUCCACGGCCCACCCUCUAUUACCAGGCGCUCGUAUAUGGAUACUGCAUUGUCCUGAUGUGGUUUGCUUAUACUUUCAGAUUGCUUCCCUCUAUUGACCAAGCAAUGAUCAAGUUCCGUCGCAAGAAAUACUAUAAGAUAAUUAAUGACAAGGACGAAGGGCUCGGUGGGGAGACAUUCUUCGAGUUCAAAUAUGUACCUUUCUACACUCGUAAUACGCGACUGGGGAAGCGCAAACCACCGAAGCGAGCCAAGCGUGGGGUAGAGUUUCUGGCACUCAUGGGUCUUCUGUUUGCUGUUGCUGCUGCUGGCGCACUGUUGGGCAGCAUUUUGCGCUUACUGAAUAAACUACAACGUGCGUAA
This is a messenger RNA of Aspergillus fumigatus Af293, 1371 nucleotides long. Its product is annotated as oxygenase MpaB family protein. The record is from RefSeq and is a predicted model, not a curated record. Gene Ontology annotation, molecular function: oxidoreductase activity. NCBI's taxonomy places the organism in Eukaryota, Fungi, Ascomycota, Eurotiomycetes, Eurotiales, Aspergillaceae.